Molecule: messenger RNA, 1480 nt
Organism: Anopheles nili
Lineage: Eukaryota; Metazoa; Arthropoda; Insecta; Diptera; Culicidae
Product: melatonin receptor type 1B-A-like
Exons: 3
Coding region: 1-1368 (455 amino acids)
Biological process (GO): G protein-coupled receptor signaling pathway
Cellular component (GO): membrane
Molecular function (GO): G protein-coupled receptor activity
Source: RefSeq, a predicted model, not a curated record
AUGGACAACCUUACGGCUGAGCUGUCAAACUUCACGGCCAGCUCGCCAACGGCCGGACAGCUGGCUGGCGCCGUCAUGUCAACACUGCUGGUGCACCUCGUUACCGCGGCAACAAGUGGUUCCGGGACGUCACCACCAGCGAGUACCACCAGUCAGGAUCAACCGGCGAACAUCACGGAGCUGGCAGGACCAAACGGGACCGAGCCUAAUUUAUGGUUCGUAACCUCGUUAGCCCUCUCGUCUCGAUCGCAGCAACACCAGCAACCAUUGCACCAUACGACAGCGCCAGGUGCCGGUUCCGAGGGUGGCUCGGGAGGUUCGAGGGCUGGUGAGGUGUCCCCAGUGACCCUCUCGACCGAGUGGCCGCGGCUCGCCCGGUUGUUGUUGCUCGCCUGCCUCUCGGUCGUCGGCAGCAUCGGCAACGUCUUCAUGAUAUCGUCCGUCAUGAUUGAGGACCAUCUGAAGAAAGCAGGCAAUGCAUUCAUAGUGAAUAUAGCGCUCGCAGAUUUACUUAUCACUAGCGUAGUGAUGCCAGCGUCCACCAUCGUCCUGCUGGCUGGCAUCGACAAUUCCGACACGGAAGUAUGCAAAUUUCACUGGUUCUUAGCUGCUUGCUCGUUUUUGGUUAGCAUUUUAACAUUAGCCAUGAUGGCGGUUGAGAACUACCUUCGUCUGUGCACGUUCCAGAACGAGCGCAGCUGGUUCAACAGGACGAACACGACCGCGAUCCUGCUGCUAAUCUGGGCCGCUGCUUGCAUCGCGUCCGGCAUGCAGUUCGUGUACGACAUCCGGUUCAACUACUGCAACUGGCGAGCCCGCCAGGCGGACAUUCCGCACGAGGCGGGAGUAGUCGGUCUGCUGGUAUUGUUGCCCCUGCUGCUCACCUUCAUCACGCAUAUCCGCAUCAUCGUGGACGUGAAACGCACGAUGGCACUGCCCAACUUUAAGCCAAGCCUCGCCUACACCUGGGAUCUGUCGCUGGCGCGUACCAACUUCUACAGUUUCCUGCUGUUCGUUGUCUUCUGGCUGCCAUUCUGCAUUAUCUUCGCGUACGGCACAGCUCGGUCCGUCUCGAACCGCGUCUUCUACACAACCGUCUGGAUUGGGCUGUCGAAAUCGUGCUUUCACAACGUCAUCUACUGUCUCACGAAUCGCCACUUCCGGAGCGCCUACAUCAGCCUGUUCAACUACUGCUGUUGCAAGACGACGGUGGCCGUGUCCCGACGCCAACGUGCCGACGGUAACCGACCAACGGCGGAUGUACGUGUCCACAUCAUACCCGGCUACAACAUGUACUCGUACACGAGCCCACAACGGGCUGGCAACUGCCAUGGCCACUGGGGCAAGCGCGAUUGUCACGAGUUAUGAUCGGAGACGUAGCUAAAUUAAUCGCACCGCUCCUUGGGUUGGACGCGGGCCGAUUAAUUUAACGCCGCCAAAAACCGCCAAACGACAUCGUCCUUUCGCUCUAUCGCCCCAC